Molecule: messenger RNA, 483 nt
Organism: Cuscuta campestris
Lineage: Eukaryota; Viridiplantae; Streptophyta; Magnoliopsida; Solanales; Convolvulaceae
Source: the annotation of a GenBank genome assembly
GGCCAUUUCUGUACUCUAUAAAUAUCAAAAUGGUGUCUCCAUUUGAUUCCACACCGAAGCUUCCAUCUCAAACUACAAACUCUCUCAACUAGUAACCCUUCCACGCACUGUCUUUUACUUAUUUCAGAGAAUGGCAAAUCCAAACACCAAAACCCUAUCAUAUGUUUUUGUAUUUAUCGUCAUCAUGUGUCUCUUGCUGCUGUCUGAGGCGCGCAUCAUUAACGACAAAAAUAAUAAACCUAAAAUAAUUAACUGCGCUAUUGUGGGUGAACAUGGCGGCACUGGCCAGCAGCAGCAUCAUCUGCUCAGUUAUCUUAUUAAGGGAUUCAUUCCCACUGAGGUCAUUGACAAACAUCCUAAAAGAAGAUGCCUGCGGCAGUCUCCCGGAGGUCCAGAUCCCCAUCACCAUCGUAAAUAGUUCAUAAUAACAACACUGCUAUGUGAGCUAGCUAGAUGGAUACAUAAUUAAGCAAUACUCGGAAU